GCACGCGGCAAUCGAAAAUGGGUGGAUUCUUUAUUAGGUCAAUCAAGGUCAGAUGCACUAAAUUUAGACAAUUCGAAUCACAGGACUGUUGUGCUUUAUUGAGGUUGACCUUCUUUGAUUUUUAUUUUUGGUCAAACGAGAUUGCAACAGUGAUUACUGUUCUCUAAUGACGGACAAUCGCACAAUGUACAACGAAUAUUCGCGACCCUCGCACGAACUAACGGAUGCUCCUCCACAACCACCACCUCACGACUUACAAAAACCAUCACAACCAAACUCACCCACUCCAUCCAAAUCUAUUCAACGUUCAAAGACGGUUCAGAGUAAAGUGCGAGGCCUGUUCAAGAAGUACACUCCAAAAGAUACCGAUGCAAACAAAGCUAAUGCAUCGGCGGCGGCGGCAUCACGUGCAGAUGCUGAUGCGAGUUCGAACGCCCAUCGACCGACGUUAUUUACUUCCUCAUCACUGAAUUUUGUCCCUACGACGCCAACCUUGAAUAGGGAAUUAUCUGAUGGACAAGGAUCGGCUUUGCUGAAUGAUCUACGCAUUAGCACUGACAACGCAUCGUACAAGACCUCAUCAUCUUUACCUCGUUCAUCCUACGAAGUCGAACCUCAAACCAUGACAGCUACUGUUCAAGAGAAACGUCAGCCAGAAGACAUGAUCGACCCCAACGAACCGCUACCAGCAGAGGCUGAAGAACUGCUACAAGAACUAGAACAAAUCAACGCGGCUAUUGCUCGUGCGAAACAGGAAGUAGCGACCGAGGCCGAACGCAAGCAAGCUUUGCAUAAUGAAUUAGAAGAAGCAAAGCGGAACUUCCAAGCAAGAGAGCAGGAAUACACGGAAAUUGAGCACAACUUUUUUGAACUGACGCGUGCUGUACGGGCGACGGAUGAUGAUUUGUCAACGAUCCGUGAUUCCUUCAAACUUUUGAAAUAUUCAAUCGCGCGUAUGAUCAUGACCCUGAACAAGAAAGCGGACAAGGCCAAAGCAACAGAGAAGUUUGUGUCUAUUUGGCCUGAAUUGACGAUUUUGGAACCAACCGGCGAAUUGGAACCUGGCCUCAUCAACCUGUUGGCGGAGAAACUGGUUCAUAUGCAUCUUAUUCAAAAUGUCUUUCGAUGUCCGGUGUAUCCGGGAUUAUCCGUGAACGACGCCUUUUCUUCUUUGAGCAAGUGGCUCAUGGAUCACGAUUCUCAAUUCUCGGUGAGACUGCGACAGCAGCUGGCCUCCAUUAUCGUGAAAAGCGGCAAAGACGGAGAAUUGCAACAGGCAGCUCAGACUGAAAAAAUUCGCAUUGCAGAACUGAUCUACAAAGAUUUGGCAGACAUAUACCAUCCAUUUAUACGUGAGAACGAUGAAUCCGUAGACGAGGAGAAGCGGUAUUUCGCCAAAAUUACUGAUAUUCUUGAUAAGGCGCUCAAGUUGGCGAUUGCCAUGCGUGGACAAGAAGUGGAUAUUUCAACGGUCGAUAUCGAGGAAGGAAAGCAAGCAUUUGACGAAGAAACCAUGGUGGAUGUCAAGGGUAAAACAAGCGGCGUGGUACGAUUCUGCAUUUGUCCCGCCUUUGCUGGUGGUGAUGGUGAACAUGGUUUCCUUGAGAAAGGCAAGGUGGUGGUAGGAUAGGCUUAGUCCGUGUAACCAUGGACUGAUAACCCAACCUUUAAAAAUCAUUUUUACUCUGUCAUCCACC
Molecule: messenger RNA, 1697 nt
Organism: Radiomyces spectabilis
Lineage: Eukaryota; Fungi; Mucoromycota; Mucoromycetes; Mucorales; Radiomycetaceae
Exons: 2
Coding region: 167-1630 (487 amino acids)
Source: RefSeq, a predicted model, not a curated record